AUGGAUGCUUGCUCGAUCGUCGGGGAGAGCGCGGAUGCGACUGUAGUGGACGACUCUCCGGCGGAUGAAGGGGAAAUACAACAGGCUUCUCAAAGUGAGAUCCCGGCGGUGUCUCUGUGCCCUCCUGAUGGCGUUUGUGCCACCGACGCCCAGCUGACAGGCAUCCAGUCUGAAGAGGAUCGGCGCGACAGCUGCAGCAGCCUCGCACGACCCUCCUCCUCCUCCUCCUGCCAGCUUUAUCACCAAGUCCCCCAAAGUCCUUCAGCUACGGCCUUCCAUUCACCUCAGCCCAGAGGAUGUCAGUGCUGCGACCAUCACAAGCCAAUUAAAUCCAACACCUGCCAUGACUGUCAUGCACUGGCAGCAGACCGCCGAGCUGACCAUUUAGCGGGGGACAUGGCAGUGAAAGCAGGACAUAGCUGUAGUUCUUCCCAUCAGGCAUCCUGUCACAGCACAGUGAGAUGUCACUGGCUUCACGGGUCACAUGAAAGCGGGUCACACAAACAGAUGCAACGGCAUGUGGUUACAGUUAGGGAUGGAGGACUUUACUGGCUCCCCAAAAAUUAUUCCCAAGUGAUUGUAGACCAUCCGUUCGCGGUGCUGAUAGGUUGUGCUCUGGUGCUCCUGGGAUGCUCGCUGACUGGCCUGUUCAUUGGUCCGUUGCCAGACUUCUCUGACCCGCUCUUGGGUUUUGAACCAAGGGGAACCUAUAUAGGGGUCCGCCAAUCCAGUCUGGCCAAACUGCUGGCGAACACAGGACCAGGGAGAACCCUGUCUCCUUUUCCAAGACAGCCCAGUGAAAGUGGAGAUGCCGGUGACGGACAGGGGUCCUCCAGACAACGCACCAGGAGGAUGUUGGACAGAGACUCGUCCCCGGAUACUUUUCUCUGUGAUGCUCCAGGGGAGCGUUUUGCUCAGCUGGUGUUUCGCUCAGGAAACUCGGCCAGUCUCUGGAGCUUGAAGGCCAUCUACUCCAUGUGUGAGAUGGAGCAUGCUAAGAUCCGCUCCCAGGCCCGGUUCCAGGACAUGUGCAAGCAGCAUGCACGAGCAGCGUCCGAGGAAAGGUUGUCCGGGGGCAGCUGCUGUCCUAGCUGGUCUCUGGGGAAUUACUUGGCCGUCCUAACCAAUGCUUCCUCAUGCCUCAGCCUCACUUCACAGCAGGUGUCUGAUUCCCUGAGCCUGCUCCGGUACUGUGCUCUACACUAUCAUGACGGACACUUAGUGGAAGCCUGCGUCCAGAGACCAAAGCAUGGCAGCUGUGCCUUGGUGCCGUCCCGUUGCAAACAAUCCCCGGUGGUGUUUCAGAUCUUACACUUCCUUGUUGAUAAGGAUUUCCUUGGCCCACAGACUGUUGAAUACCAAAUCCCUUCCCUGAAAUAUAGCCUUCUAUUCCUCCCUGUGGAGAAAGGAGAUCAUAUGAUGGACAUAUACAUGAAUAGUCUCCAAGGCCAGGAUCUAACAUAUAAGAAUACAACUAUCACUGGUAUGGAUCUUGGUAUCAAGCAGAGGUUGUUUAAAUAUUAUCUGGCAUGGGAUUCGGUUUACCCCGUCUUGGCCGUUGUGUUUCUGUUUUUUACCAUGGCUCUGUAUCUCAAGUCUCUCUUCAUAGCAGUAUUGUCUGUGCUAGCAACCACAGGCUCCCUCCUUACUUCUUAUUUUUUAUACAAGGUAGUAUUCCGCCUGACAUUCUUUCCCUUGCUCAAUCUAUCAGCUGCUCUCAUUCUCCUUGGCAGCUGCUCCAAUCAGGUUUUUACCUUUGCUGACUUCUGGACUCUGCAGCUAUCUCAGAACCCCUCAGCCUCCCUGGAGAAGAGAGUAAACAGAGCAAUGCAGGAAGUCGGAUAUUUGAUUGUGGCGUCGGGUUUGACAUCCAGCAUUGCAUUUUUCUCCGGUUAUCUUAGCAGCAUCACAGCAAUUAGGUGUUUUUCUGUUUACCUGGGAACUGCAUCUCUGAUCAAUUCACUCUCGGCAUUAAUGUGGCUGCCGUGCUCGUUCAUCUUGCAUGAGCGCUACACAGUGGCAUCCUCCGCCUCUGUGGCAGUCCAGGGAUGGAAGCCCUGCUGUUCCAAAAACCCUGGUGGCUUUUGGGAUACGAGUGCAUGGAGGCGAUGUUUAUUCACCAUUGGGCGAAAGCUUAGGGGGUUAAAAAUGGGAUUAACUGACACCUCCAAUCUGUUAUUCCUCAAAAUCCUGCCCUGCGGGGUGGUGAAGUUCAGAUAUAUUUGGAUGUGCUGGUUUGCUGCUCUUGCUGCCGGAGGGACAUAUAUUUCUUGCAUUGACCCUGGUAUGAAGCUCCCCACCUUAGAUAGCAGAGCCACUCAGCUAUUCCGCUCAAGCCACCCGUUUGAGAGAUAUGACAUUGAGUAUCGCCACAUGUUUAUGUUUGAGAGGCAGAGAAACGGUGAGGAUAAACUUGUCCCGGUAAAACUAGUUUGGGGCAUCACGCCGAACGAUAACGGGGACCACUUAAAUCCAAGCAGCAACGGUACUUUGGUUCUCGACCCCGAUUUUAAUAUUAGCAGUCCUGAUGCUCAGGUUUGGUUGAGGGAUUUAUGUGGGAGGAUUCAGAACCAAAGCUUUUAUUCCCCUCCAUCGUCAGUGGGUAAGGCUCUGGAAACAGAUAAUGUAUGUCUGGUGGAGCAGCUGAUACACUGGGUGUCUGCCAGGCGCUGCUCGGAGAGCGAGGACACUCUCCAUUUUUGUUGUAAUGAUAUCCCCUUUCCUUACCCACCCAACGUAUUUGAGCAAUGCCUCAGUAAGAUGCUAGCAGAAAGGCAUGCUGCGGGCCAUCUGGCCACAAACGGAGGCCUGUAUUUCCAACCAGAUGGCAGAGUAGCUGCGCUCGUGUUGGCAUUCAAAACCACAUACCUCUACAGCUUCAACUUCAGCAGAACCAGUCUCCUCUACAGAGAGAUUUUCUCGUGGUUUAACAGAGAGAUAUCAGGGGCACCGCAGGGGCUGGAUAAAGGCUGGUUCAUCAGUCAGUUUUCCCUUUUUGAUCUGCAGCAGUCGCUAAGCUCAGAAACUCUUGUAGUAGCAGGUUUCUCAGUAUCUCUCACAUUCGCUUCCUUUCUCUUGACCACCUGGAAUAUUUUGUUGAGCAUAUAUGGUACCGUGGCUGUAGGAGGCAGCGUAUUCGUCACCGUUGGACUUCUGGUUCUUCUUGAAUGGCAGUUGAGUGGCAUUGAGGCUCUAUUUAUAUCAGCAGCUGCAGGGCUGUCUGUUGACUUUAUUGCUAACUACUGCAUUUCCUACAGCUCAGCACCACACUCAGACAGAAUUGGAAGGGUAGCACACUCCACCAAAAGGAUGGGAUGCCCAGUAGCAAUAGGCUGCGGUGCUUUUUUCUGCAUGGGGAUCAUUAUGUUGCCUGCCACAGCCCUGCUUUUUAGAAAGUUGGGGAUUUUCCUCUUUCUGGUCAAAUGUGUAGCAUGUGGAUUUGCCACCUUCUUUUUCCAGUCGCUGUGCUGCUUCUUUGGGCCUCAGAAAGACUGUGGGAGGAUAAUGUUACCGUGUUUAUCUGAGCAGGUCACCGACGGCGUGCUGUCCUGCUCGGCAGCGGAGCCUAAUUCAAGCUCAGCCUCGGCUGCUAAUGGGUCUUUUGGCAGAUCCAGAGUCAGGAGGAGUUAUGACAAAGAUGCAAGUGGGUAUCUUUAUCCCAACCACCACCAGCGGCAGCAGAGACAGAAACAUCUUGGAGUUGCAGGAGUGAGUUGUGGGCGGGGGCCUGAGCAGUAUGAGCUCCAGCCGUUAGCCUAUCGGCUCAGUGACAGCUUUGAGAACAGCACCUGCACCAGUAAGCUAUCCAACCGCCCUUCAGUGCUCUCUGAUGAGAUUGAGUACUGUGGGAGAGAUGCAGAAAGGAAUUGCACUGAGGAGGACAGCGAGGAGAUAGGUAGUCAUCACCAUAAAGUCUGUCACCCACCCCCAGCCCUCCAAACCUCCUCACCUUACAAAGAGAGCUCCCUGCAGCCCAAACGAGUCCCACAAGAGGACCUAACAAAGGACAGAAUGCUGUGUAAGACUUGUAGGUGUGAAUCUGGUGGAGUGAGGCAAUGGAGGGGUGCCUCCUUCUCAUCGACCCCUAGCAUGGAGGAAACCAUUAUAAGCCAGACCUUGGAAAGCAUUGACCAGCUUUCACUCUGCAAUGAGGGCAACGCUUCAGAGAAGAGACACCAUCAUCAGCCCUACAAAGUAGCCAUUGCAUACCAGUCGCAGAGCUCUUGUGAGGGUCUGGAAGACUCCAACGAGACUUGUUUGAGUGACAUAGAGCCAAGACCUUCCAGCGCACAGCAAACUGAGGGACAAGGAGAAGUUCAGUUACAACCAGGACACCUUAACGGGAAAAGAGGCACCCUUCGUCUCUCACUGAAAGAAACUGUUUAUGAGACCUCCUUAUCAGGAUGUGGUAAGGGCCGAACCAGCCAGAGUGAGGAAAUAGUCAUCUUACCCAACAGUAAGCCUGACUUGCCAGACGUAUGGAUAAAAAGAGAUGGACAAAGAGAAGAUACAUGCUGA
This is a messenger RNA of Lampris incognitus (smalleye Pacific opah), 4518 nucleotides long. RefSeq names its product dispatched homolog 2 (Drosophila) (gene disp2). Lineage: Eukaryota; Metazoa; Chordata; Actinopteri; Lampriformes; Lampridae. The record is from RefSeq and is a predicted model, not a curated record. The coding region runs from base 1 to 4518 and encodes 1505 amino acids. The transcript has 10 exons.